CGCAGGGCAAGGCGGCGGCCCCGGACGCCCAAGCCCCCUUCCCAGCCCCCAGACAUGGCCCGGGGCGGCGAUCAGAGCUGGCGUCCCGGGGAGUCGGACGGGCAGCCGGAGGAGCGGACCGCCCAGAACAGCAGAGCCAAGAUGGUGAAGGAGACCCAGUACUACGACAUCCUGGGGGUGAAGCCCAGCGCGUCCCCGGAGGAGAUCAAGAAGGCCUACCGGAAGCUGGCGCUCAAGUACCACCCGGACAAGAACCCGGAUGAGGGCGAGAAGUUUAAGCUCAUAUCCCAGGCAUAUGAAGUGCUUUCGGAUGCAAAGAAAAGGGACAUUUAUGACCAGGGUGGUGAACAGGCGAUUAAGGAAGGAGGCUCGGGCAGCCCCAGCUUCUCGUCACCCAUGGACAUAUUUGACAUGUUCUUUGGUGGCGGGGGACGGAUGGCAAGAGAGAGAAGAGGCAAGAAUGUUGUACAUCAGCUGUCUGUAACUCUCGAAGAUUUAUAUAACGGAGUCACAAAGAAGCUGGCCCUCCAGAAAAACGUAAUUUGUGAAAAAUGUGAAGGUGUUGGCGGGAAGAAGGGCUCUGUGGAGAAGUGUCCCCUGUGCAAGGGCCGCGGGAUGCAGGUGCACAUCCAGCAGGUCGGGCCGGGCGUGGUGCAGCAGAUCCAGACCGUGUGCGUCGAGUGCAAGGGCCAGGGCGAGCGCAUCAGCCCCAGGGACCGCUGUGAGGUCUGCGGUGGCGCCAAGGUGACCCGUGAGAAGAAGAUCAUCGAGGUACACGUUGAAAAAGGUAUGAAAGACGGUCAAAAGAUACUGUUUCAUGGAGAAGGAGAUCAGGAGCCUGAGCUGGAGCCUGGCGAUGUCAUAAUUGUGCUUGAUCAGAAGGAUCAUAGUGUCUUUCAGAGGCGAGGCCACGACUUGAUCAUGAAAAUGAAAAUUCAGCUUUCUGAAGCCCUCUGUGGCUUCAAGAAGAUGAUAAAAACGCUGGACGAUCGCGUGCUCGUUAUUACGUCCAAGGCAGGGGAGGUGAUAAAGCACGGGGACCUGAAGUGUGUGCACGACGAGGGGAUGCCGAUCUACAAAGCGCCCCUGGAGAAGGGGACUCUGAUCAUCCAGUUCUUGGUCACCUUCCCCGAGAAACACUGGCUGCCUCCCGACAAGCUCCCCCAGCUGGAGGCCCUCCUGCCCCCUCGACACAAGGUGAGGGUCACGGACGACAUGGACCAGGUGGAGCUGAAGGAAUUCGACCCCAGCGAGCAGGGCUGGCGCCAGCACAGGGAGGCCUACGAGGACGACGACGACGGGCCGCGGGCCGGGGUGCAGUGCCAGACGGCGUGAGCGGCGCCCUGGGUGUAAAGUUGGCACGAUCAAAACGGCAUCACCUCCCGGCCCCGUGUGUGGCGUGUCCGUGUGUGUGUCCAGCAUCCUCAGCUGCCGAGUGUCGUCUUGGUUCUGUUGUUCUUUUGGUUGUAACUUAAGUUAUAGCUUAAUUUAUAUUUAAAUGUUCUGAGUGUGAAUUACCUCUGGUCUGCAUAUGGGAUCUGUUCAUUUCCAUCUUCAGGAGACUUUUGAGAUGCCGGUUGGCCUCACACUUUGUGCUUCUGGUCGCAGGGCAGGGACCAGGGGCCUCGUCUGGGGCUGCCCCUGUGACAUCCCCAGAUCUAGAUUCUUGAGGGCCCUCAAGAACAAAGGCACGUCUGUGGGCUGGACUGGGCUCUCGGGCCGGGCUCACGCCGCGUGGGCUGUGGGGCCAGCGUGGUGGCUACCGUCCUGUUGGCUGGAAUGGGGUGCGAAUAUGGCCGUCUCUCCUGGAAGCUUCCUGGCCUUGUGGGGUCCGUGUUCCAAAUGAAGCACCACCAUAGCUGUUUGCGUGUGACCCCACACCUUGUUCUCUGUGGUUUUAAUGAUUUUUUUGUUGACCGUCUUUGCUAUGCUCCCACCAAAGUGCUUUCUGUAAAGAGAAGGAAGCCCUCCCGAGGGCCCCACAUCCUCCGGCAGCAGCGGUGGGGGAAGCCUGGUGGGCCGGCCUGGGCGCCACGGCCCGGUCGCCUCUUCCCAGACCCGGCUCCCUGCUCUUGUCGGCUGCAUGGCGGAGGGCUUCCUGCUCCCGUGAUGCUGCUUUGGCGAGAAGCGCGCGGACGGGCUCUGCCGUGCCUGCGGCGUGGGCCACCGCUGUAAAUGCUGGCCUGCUCCGAGGGACGACAGCUAUCGCUUCACUCCCAGCAGGCCGACCGCAGCUCAUGUUUAGGGUUGCCUCAGGCUCUAGCUGUUCCUGGCCCGGUCCUUCCGUGGCGGUCAGGAGAAACUGCCCCCUAAGCCGCUGGGCGGGCUAAAGCCGAGGCCGCUCGUAUGUCCCACCCUCCUUGGUUCGGCAGAAGCGGAGUUCGCCGCAGACCCGGGGCCGCCCCCAGCAGGGUCGAAGGGCACAGGAGGCCUGCGGCAGUCAGGGCGAGCGGCUGGGGGGACCAGGCAUUGCUGGCUGAGGGGGGGGGCGCGGCAGGGGUAUUGGGCGUAACUUGCUCAAAAUAAGGAGAGGGCGAGCCCCCCUCACCCCAGGCCUGCUUUGACCACUGGUCGGGACAGACCUAAAGCCUCCUUUUCCAAGUCAGCCUGUGUGGAAAUCCAUUCACAGAUGGACCACGGUUCCAGGGUGUUGUUUCUGUGCUGUGACUCCCCCUGCCAUUGAGAACUGCUGUUGAUGGGGCACAACUACGUCCAGCCCCUUCCUUGGCGCGUCAGUGGGAUCUGGAAGGUGUUGCUUAAAACGUACUCCACCUGUACACUUGUCACUUUACAAUUAAAACCGAGCUGGUAUGAGAGAUGCUUCCGGUUUUUUAAACAAUCUCGAGCUCAAACGAGGGGUGUUAAGUGCCUCACAUGGAGAUCUGAUGGGUCGGCCUCCACUGUCCUGGAGCUUGUAAUUGGAGUGAGAAGGGCAAGCAAGCGUCAGCUAUGGGCGACGGCUGUGGAAAGGAGGGGGCAGCCAUCAAAGCCCCCCCUGUGGGUGUGGGGGGUGGGGGCGCUACAGGCAGAGGAAACGUCAAGGGCUCUGUGGUUACAGGAGGGCGACCAAGGUCGAGAGGCAGGAGAGGGAGGUGAUGGGGGUUUGGGGAAAAGCCACGACCGGACUUACAGGCACACGAGGUUCUUAAUAAACAGCAGCAAGCUUCAGAGUGCUAGCCAUUUCCAUGCCAACCAAGUUCAAGUGGCUGCUGAGAGAACCGAAGUACUGGUUCUCCGGGGAAACCGAGGCAGGGCUGGAGCCCAUAGACGCUGUCAAGGCAGCCUCUCUAAAGCUAACAGAGUGCACAGUGCAGCAGCGGACGUUUUCAAAACACCAAGUAGAUGCCCAGGAAGGUAGGACUCUGAACAUUCUCACCCGGCCAAAUAUCCUAACCCUUCAGGACCCCGUUCUGAAACCGAUCAGCUUUAUCAAACCGCUUCUGUGUGACUCGGCACCCUGGAGGAGGGAGCCUGUGCCUCUAAACUGCAAGUUCAUUAAGUGCCUGGGUCCCUUCAUCUCUGGGGCAGUUACCUGCUUUCGCACGAUGCUGACUUCCCCCGCUCUCCUGCCGGCCGCAGGGUGCACGGAAGAAGUAUGUUCAAGAACACCGGUGUCUGGGUCACGAACACUGUUAAAGUAUGAACAGCAUUUCCAAUAAAACAUGAAAAGAUUUAUAUUGUAUCUACAAAAUUUAAGUUUCUGCUACAAUAAAUGCUCUGUUUUGUUAAGCUAGGAAGGUAAGGAAUGUCACGAUCAAUGUAUACAUUCUCUUUGCAGCAUUAGUCUGGGAGACCGGUGUUCACACUGGGCAAUCAUAGAUGUGAAUUUCCUGGUCGUCGCCGACAGACACAAUUUUUGAGCCAUUUCCAUUGUAUUUUACUCCCCAGACCUGUAAAUCCAAUAAAAAGAAAAAACAAA
Molecule: messenger RNA, 3919 nt
Organism: Lynx canadensis (Canada lynx)
Lineage: Eukaryota; Metazoa; Chordata; Mammalia; Carnivora; Felidae
Gene: DNAJA4
Product: DnaJ heat shock protein family (Hsp40) member A4
Exons: 8
Coding region: 55-1335 (426 amino acids)
Biological process (GO): response to heat; protein refolding
Cellular component (GO): cytoplasm; cytosol
Molecular function (GO): ATP binding; Hsp70 protein binding
Source: RefSeq, a predicted model, not a curated record